Cajanus cajan (pigeon pea) is the source of this 1273-nucleotide messenger RNA. It is a transcript of the gene LEA, whose product is annotated as dehydrin LEA. The record is from RefSeq and is a predicted model, not a curated record. NCBI's taxonomy places the organism in Eukaryota, Viridiplantae, Streptophyta, Magnoliopsida, Fabales, Fabaceae.
UUCGUAAGAAAAUUGAAUUGAAGUACGAGGUCCAAAUUACAUUCAUAUGGUUAUUUAUACAUGGAACAUUAAUUAGGUGCAUGCAUAAGUUGGAAGAUGGCACAAUUAGUUGAAGUGCGAGAUGAGGUUGGGAAUCCUGUGCAACUCACAGAUGAAUAUGGAAACCCAGUUUGGCUAACCGACGAAAAGGGCAACCCAGUGUACCUCACGGCUGUGGCAAUCAAACCACGACACCUUCCUCAGUCCAACACUUCAAUCACAACCUCGUCUGAGGAUGAGGAGGAAGUGGAGAGGAACAUGCAGGAACUCGAUGAUAAAAUAAUAAAAGAGAAGCUUCAAGGAGAAGGAGAAGGUGAAGGAGAAGGAGAAGGAGAAGGAGAAAGAGAAAGAGAAAGAGAAAGAGAAGAAGAAAAUAAAUUAAUAAAAGAGAAGCUUCAAGGAAAAGGAGAAGAAGAAAAAGAAGGAAAAGAAAAGGAGGAGGAAUUUUCAUACACUACGACAGAUACUACUACCACCACAGAUACUGCUGCUGAUCACCACCCAACCACAACCAUAGCCACUGAGCAUGAGAAGAGGAAGAAUACCAUAGACAAGAUUAAAGAAAUAUUACUUAAUAUAACUUUUAAUUUUGAGUUUAAUAUUGACCUUCCAAAACUAUGAUCGUUUUUUAUCUUAGAUUGUGAUUUUGAACAUUUUUUUAUCGAUUAAAUACGUAAAGUUUGUACACUUUUUUUUACUUAUAUGAAAACUAUGAAACUCAAUUGAUGUCCAAACCAAAAUAAAAGAUCAUGAAUAUGGCUGAAAUUGUUUGAAAAAUAAAUCCCAUAAAUAAUCAAAAUAAUUUUAAGAUUUAAUAUUAAAUUCUUUUUUGGUUACUUAUUAUGGGAUUUGUUUUUAUGUAAUUUUUAUAAUGUGUGAUUCUUUUUAGUUUGGACAUUAAUUAGAUUCUAUAGUUUUUUGUGUAAGUAAAUAUAGUGAAACAAGUUUUACGUUUUCUCUUAGUUAUAAAAGAGUUCAAAAUCAUGUUCUAAAGUUAAAAACGACCAGUGUUUUCACAAUAAAAUAAACAACAAAAUAUACUUUCAUCGUUAUAAAUAAUAAGAAAUAGUUGUGGCUAAUCUUCAAUAUAUCGAUGUAGAUGAGACAAGAAGUUGUGUAUGAAGAAAUGAAGAUAUAUAGCCACGUGGGAAUAAUUGAAAGUUAUCUUUAUUAACUUUUAUGUGAAGUAUUUCUUAUGAUUGAUAAUAUUGUCGUGUUAUUAUUAUUGUUGUUA